AUGCAUAGAGUUCGGGCACCUUUCAAAAUCACAGCCAGACACAAUUCGAGUCUAGUGGACUUCUACAAAUUAUUUCCAAAAACAUUCCCGAAAGGGUCGCCACCCAAUUCUCCUUUUUCAGUGGACCUGAAGCAGCUUCGGAAUGAAUUCCGCUUACUCCAAAGCACCAACCAUCCGGACCUCAAUCGGAUUAAGGAUGAGACUGCAGGCGAUCUUUCAUCGCUUCUGAAUAAUGCAUACACAGUGUUGUCGAGCCCCUUGAAACGGUCGCAGUAUUUACUGAAGAAAAACGCCAACAUUGACCUAAACAACGAUGCGGUGAACAAAAAGUUUCAGUUCCAGGAUCAGUCCGUUUUGAUGGAAAUAUUGAACGUCCAUGAGGAUCUGGAAGAUAUACAAAGUGAGCAGGAGCUAGCAAAGUUGGAACAGGAGAAUGACGAGAGAAUUGAGAAAAGCAUUGCAAAACUGGAGGAGCUCUACAAAACAGAGGAUUAUGAGGCGAUCGCCCUUGAAACGGUGAAGCUGAAAUUUUGGGAAAAUAUCAAAAACGCAUUAAAAGAGUGGGAGGCGGGCAAGCCGGUGAAUUUGACUCACUAA
Messenger RNA from Ogataea parapolymorpha DL-1, 597 nucleotides. Its product is annotated as Specialized J-protein that functions with Hsp70 in Fe-S cluster biogenesis in mitochondria. The record is from RefSeq and is a predicted model, not a curated record. Gene Ontology annotation, cellular component: mitochondrion. Lineage: Eukaryota; Fungi; Ascomycota; Pichiomycetes; Pichiales; Pichiaceae. Gene Ontology annotation, biological process: [2Fe-2S] cluster assembly; protein complex oligomerization. The transcript has a single exon. Bases 1 to 597 code for a protein of 198 amino acids. Gene Ontology annotation, molecular function: ATPase activator activity; protein-folding chaperone binding.